Molecule: messenger RNA, 3768 nt
Organism: Corylus avellana
Lineage: Eukaryota; Viridiplantae; Streptophyta; Magnoliopsida; Fagales; Betulaceae
Source: RefSeq, a predicted model, not a curated record
UCAACGGCUAUGGAUAAGCGCGAGUGGAUCGGAGACAUACACUCCAAAUUCACUCCCAUUGAAGAAGGUGAUCCCAAAUCUAAUGCCUCUACACCCCAACGCCAAGACAGCGCGGUAGACCCGGUCCCGUACAUGACUGCCCGUUUAUCUUAUUCACAAUUCAUGUACGAAUUUCACCUCACCCCUGGACCCAAAUUCGUUCGGUUCUACUUUUACCCGGUUUCUUACCCAGGUUUUGAAGGGUCUCAGGACUUUUUUACAGUCAAAGCCAAUUCGUUCACCUUACUUAGGAACUUCAGUGCUUCCAUCUAUAUCCAUGCUAAAUCCUUGAAAGAAGAGUUUUUUUUUUUUAAGGAGUUCUGCAUCAACGUGGAAAUGGAUCAAAUGUUGAAUUUAACAUUCAUCCCAUCUCCAUCCACUUCUAGUAAGUUCUACGUUUUUAUUAAUGGAAUUGAGAUUGUCUCCAUGCCAGACAAACUCUACUAUGGGGCAGAAGGUCCACGCGUCCCUCAAUACGUCGGCCAAACUUAUCCGUUCUCCAUAAAGUACGAGAUGGCACUCGAGAGGGUUGUUCGAUUAAACGUGGGCGGGAGCUUCUUAUCACCGGUGGUUGACACUGGGAUGUUUAGAGCAUGGUCCGGGCACAAAGAUAAUUCUUGGUUGAGCGGAGGCGUAAUCCCUCAUGACGCAUCUUUCACACCCAACUACAAAGAGAUACCAGAUUACACUGCACCAGAUGCCAUCUAUCGGACUGCAGUGUCAAUGGGCCCAGACAGAGACAAGAACUUACGUUCUAAUUUGACGUUGAAAUUACCCGUCGAUCCAGAAUUCAAUUAUCUGGUGAGGCUCCAUUUCUGCGAAAUGGUGUUCCCAAUAACGGAAGCAGGCCAAAGGGUAUUCCAGAUCUAUAUAGACAAUAAGAUAGCCGAGGAAGACGCUGAUGUAAUUAUGUGGGCCCAAAGGAAUGAGACGCCUCUGUACAAGGACUAUGUAGUAGAUAUCCAAAACAGUCCUUAUCUCUUCAUUACUCUACUCCCUAAAAAAUCUAGCUUCGGCACCGCCGAUGUCAUUUUAAACGGUGUGGAAGUGUUCAAAUUGAGCGACGAAAAGAAAAACCUUGCAGGUCCCAAUCUUGAAAGUGUGUCCCCUCCACCGCCAGCUCAACAACCUGCUUCAACAGCAAGCGAGUCCAAGACAAAGAAAACAAUAAUCAUUGCCAUUGGAAGUGGUGCAGGCUUCUUGGUUGUGCUCACUCUAGUAUGUUGCGUGGUUCUCUGGAAACUGAGGAAGACCAAGCGCUACGCUUCUUACUAUCCACUAUCCAGGUGUUGGUGCUGGCCCGAGCCACAGCCAGACAAAGGAAAGUCAACAAGGACAAGAGCCUCGUCACUGCCGGAAGAACGAUGCCGCCACUUCUCACUAGACGAGAUCAAAACAGCAACCCACAACUUCCAUGAAGAAUUAAUUGUUGGAGUCGGUGGCUUUGGCAGUGUGUAUAAGGGUUUUAUUGACGGGGGUACAAUGAUCGUGGCGAUCAAGCGCUUGAACCCGGAGUCAAAACAAGGUCAAGGUGAGUUCAGAACAGAGAUCGAGAUGCUUUCUAUGCUUCGCCACAUCCAUCUCGUCUCUCUCAUCGGAUUCUGCAACGAGGAGGGCGAGAUGAUCCUCGUCUAUGAGUACAUGACCAAGGGGACUCUCCGUCAACACCUCUAUGAUACCCAAAACGAUCCGCUUUUGUGGGAACAAAGGCUCAACAUUUGCAUCGGAACUGCGUCUGGUUUGAAUUACCUGCACACGUGCGAGAAGCAACCCAUUAUCCACCGUGACGUGAAGACCAACAAUAUUCUGUUGGACGACAAAUGGGUGGCCAAGGUUUCCGAUUUCGGGUUGUCUAAAAUGGGUCUGGAUAACACAGCGAUCAGUACCAUUGUAAAGGGUACGCCUGGGUAUUUGGAUCCGGAUUAUUUUAAGCGUCAAAAACUAACGGAAAAAUCGGACGUGUACUCCUUCGGCGUGGUUUUGUUCGAAGUACUAUGUGCCCGAAAAGCACAGGAUCAAAAACUUGAGGCCGAGCAAUGCCACUUGGCCAAGUGGGCCCAGAAAUGCAUUAAGAAAGGUAACAUCGGCGAAAUUAUUGAUCCGUAUCUUAAGGGUAAGAUAGCUCCCGACUGUUUCAAGGCAUACGUGGAGGUCGCAGAGAGCUGUGUACGUGAUCUGGCGAGCCAACGGCCCACAAUGAAUGAUGUGAUGGAAAAGCUCAAUUUUGCGUUGGCGCUACAGCAGAAUGCGGACGCCACAAAGGAGAAAAUCAGCCCAGGUGGUGAGCAUAGCUACCCAGAAGUGGUAUCAUUCAGUGUUUCCAGUAUGAUUAGUGUUCACAGCGGACACGUGUUGGCAAUGGAUAGUGGGACCGGGUUCACAAAUAGUACUGGAUUGACCUGCCCAACUCUUGAUUCUGCUAUCACUAGUCAAGAUGUCUUGACGGACACCACCAACUCUACCCCAUCACAUCGCUGUUGCCAACGAGUCCACCCAAUUUGGAAGUGGUGCGGGCUUCUUGGUCGUGCUCAACCCACUGUGUUGCAUGCUUCUCUCUGCAAACUGAUCAUGACGACCAACUGUUUCUGUUGGCCCAGAGGAAAGGCGGCAAGGACAACAGCCUCGUCCCUGCCCGGACAACUAUGCCGGCAGUUCUCUCUCCACGAAAUCAAAAAAGCGACCAACAACUUCCACCAAGAUCUGAUUAUCGGCGAAGGUGGCUUCGGCUACGUAUACAAGGGUCAAAUAGACGACGGCAACACGACCGUGGCGAUCAAGCGCAUGAACCCGGAGUCACGGCAAGGCGCCAAUGAGUUCAAGACAGAAACCAUCAUGCUCUCUCAGCUUCGCCACGUCCACCUCGUCUCUCUCAUCGGAUACUGCAACGAGGGGGGCGAGAUGAUCCUCGUCUACGACUACAUGCCCAACGGGACUCUCCGCGACCACCUCUACGAAACCCGCAACGAUCCGCUCCCUUGGAGAAAAAGGCUCGAUAUUUGCAUCGGAGCCGCGAGUGGGUUGCAGUUCCUUCACACGGGCGUGAAGCACCCUAUUAUCCACCGUGACGUCAAGACCACCAAUAUUCUGUUGGACCAGAAUUUUGUCGCCAAGGUUUCGGACUUCGGGUUGUCCAAAAGGGGUCUGGAUAAAACCGCGGUCAGUACCAUGGUGAAGGGCACGUUGGGUUAUUUGGAUCCGGAAUACGCAAGGCGCCGGCAACUGACGGAAAAAUCCGACGUGUACUCAAUUGGUGUGGUGCUGUUCGAAGUGUUAUGUGCACGAAAGCCGUUGGAUCAAAAACUUGCUCCGGAGCAAUGCAAUUUGGCCAACUGGGCCCGUAAAUGCAUGGAGAAGGGGACCAUAAUUGAAAUAAUUGAUCCGUAUCUUAAGGGAAAGAUUGCUCCCGAGUGUUUUAAGUUAUUCGUGGAGGUGGCGGAGAGUUGUGUGCGUGAUGAGGGGAAUCAACGGCCCACGAUGAAUGAUGUGGUGGAAAAGCUCGGCUUUGCACUGGAGCUGCAGGAGGAUGCGGACGCCGCGAAGGAGAAAAUCAAUCCCGGUGUUGACUACACCUAUCCAGAUCAGAUGUUAUCAUUCCGUCUCGCCGGAACUACAGGUGAUCAUUCUAAUCGGUACGAUAACGUUCAAAGUAGACACGUGUCCGAAUCGGGCGUUGGGACCGGGUUUACCGCGACGAGACAUCGACAGGGUCAUAUGUCCUUCAUGGUAUAA